GUCCUUUUAGGUUCUUAAGUGUAUUUGACAGAUUUACAGAUUGUAAUUCCUAGAUUAUUGCUGUUUUGUACGAACAGAAGCUGUAUUAUUCAUAUUAAUUUAGUUUUUUUCUUAGUCACUGGUCAAAUCUCAUCUCUUAUCAGACAGAAAGCGGAUAUUUUAUUCUGUAAGAUACUCAUUCAUUUGCUUCACGAUGCCAGCAGUUUUCUUGGACAGACUUCCUUUACCUAGUUUGCAAGCCUACACUACUAUAAGUGUGCUCCUUUUAUCUUGUUCAAUAUACUAUGCACUGCAAGCUACAUCAGAUUCAGAGUGGAAUGCAGAUGUGAAUCAAAGUUUAUAUGAUGCUAAAAAUGAAAAUGAUACAGAUUCCAUGGAGGGGAUAAGAACUUUUUUACAUAAAAUGCUUCUGAAAAAUUUCAUUACGAAAAGGUUGUAUGAAGUAAUGUUUUUCAUCGUUGAAGAACCUUUGUGUGUUUGGACGUUGAUCAAUAUGGCUUACUGUGUUUUGAUAUUGGUUGGAAAAUGUAUUCAGAAAUUUGUGUUUGGUGAUCUCAGGACAAUUGAGCAGCAGCAUAUCAAAGACAAGUUUUGGAAUUUUGUGUUUUACAAAUUCAUAUUUAUAUUUGGUGUUGUGAAUGUUCAAUACAUGGAUGAAAUAGUUGUAUGGUGUGGCUGGUUCUCAUUAAUUGGAGCUUUCCAUUUGCUUUCACAACUGUGUAAAGACAGAUUUGAAUAUCUCUCCUUUUCACCUACUACACCAAAGUGGACUCACUUAAGGUUAUUUGCUUUGAUAUUUUUCAUUCUCUCCAUGUCUGUUAGCAUGUGUAUCAUAGUUGGAAUCUAUACAAACUUGAAUACUUUCUUCUUUAUGUCUGCUGAGUGGACUUUAGUAGUUUUGAGAACUCUUUAUGUUCUGAUGAGGUAUAUUAUUCAUUUAUAUGACAUAAGUCAUGAAGGAAUCUGGGAGAGAAGAGGAAAAUAUGUUUAUUAUUCUGAGCUUGUGUUUGAACUGUCAAGUCAUGUUGUGGAUUUUCUUCAUCACUUGCAUAUGCUUCUUUGGGGUAACAUUUUCCUUUCUAUGGCAAGUCUCGUUAUUUGUAUGCAGUUGAGAUGUCUAUUCAAUGAAAUUCAGCGUAAAAUUAUCCGUCACAAAAACUACUUAAAUGUAUCAAAACACAUGGAAAACAAUUAUCCUAUUGCUACAAAAGAAGAAAUUGAUUCAAAUUCAGAUGAUUGUGCUAUUUGUUGGGACAAAAUGGACUCGGCUAGGAAAUUGCCCUGUGGUCACAUGUUUCAUACGUCUUGUUUACAUUCUUGGUUAGAACAAGUGACUAAUUGCCCAACCUGUCGUACACCUCUUGUGCAAAAAAAUACUAGAAAUUCUCCUGCUACAACUAUAAAUCGCAAUAACAUUUUAGUUCAAGAUGGUCAACCUCGCCCUGCUAAUCAAACAACAAACCACUUCUUUCAUUUUGAUGGAUCAAGAUACGUUAGUUGGUUUCCUAGUUUCUCUGUUGAAUUCAGUCACACCAGUUUGAUCAGAGAAAGACAAGCAGUGGCUUUUCAAACUUCUCAGAUGGAUGCCAUGGUUCAUCAAGUAUUGCAAGUAUUUCCUCACAUGCCAUAUAACAUAAUAAUGGAUGAUCUUAUUGCAACUCGCUCUGUUGAGCAAACUAUUGAGAACAUUUUGGAAGAAAGAGUUACUGCUCCAUCAGCUGUCCAUUUUCCAGCUUCAUCUGCUACUCAUUCUUUGACUAGCUUGCCAUCAUCAUCAUCUUCAUCUUCAAUGUCUUCAUCUUCUUUAAUUGUUCCCUUGAGGAGCUGUAGUAUUCCUGAUGGAACCUUGCCAAGUACUUCACUGGAAAAGCAAUCUAGUGUUCAUAAAAGAGAAUUUACUUCUGCUUCUACUUCUACUGAUAAUCAGCAAAGUGAAAUUGUGGAAGAUGCUCCAGUAAAAUCUGGCGGUGAAGGUUGUAGAUUUUCAAAGAGCUCAGUUGAAAGACAGCAAAUGUUAAGCAACAGAAAAGAAGAGCUACUAAAGAAAGCCAGAUGCAAAUACAUAAAUCGCAUCUAUGAUAGAAAUGAUAUAAGUAGUGACUCAAGUUCUUCAGAAUAAAACCAAAAACCUGGACUAUAUUUUUGAGCAAUAUCUUUGUUCCUUUAAAUAUUAUUUGCCGUUGAAGCA
Molecule: messenger RNA, 2188 nt
Organism: Uloborus diversus
Lineage: Eukaryota; Metazoa; Arthropoda; Arachnida; Araneae; Uloboridae
Product: E3 ubiquitin-protein ligase AMFR-like
Exons: 16
Coding region: 194-2119 (641 amino acids)
Biological process (GO): ubiquitin-dependent protein catabolic process; endoplasmic reticulum unfolded protein response; protein K48-linked ubiquitination
Cellular component (GO): ubiquitin ligase complex; endoplasmic reticulum; cytosol
Molecular function (GO): ubiquitin protein ligase activity; ubiquitin binding
Source: RefSeq, a predicted model, not a curated record